AUGGCAGAAGAAAACUGGAAACCCAAAGCCAUCAUAUUCGACCUCCUCACCGGUCUUCUCAACUCAUGGGACAUAUGGGAUGCAUCAACCCCUUCUAAGACCCACGAAGAAGGCGGCCGCUGGCGCCAACGCUAUCUUGAAAUCACAUACGGCACUGGAACGUACGUACCCUACGAAGACCUAGUCAGACAAGCUGCAGAGGAAGUUGGUCUUCCCGAGUCGGCCCCGGAAGCACUCCUCAAGAACUGGUCAACCAUUCAACCCUGGGACGAAGUGCCCUCCGUUCUCCAAGCACUUAGAUCCCAGGGUUACAAGCUCGGCGUCAUAACCAACUGUUCCAAAGAAAAUGGAAAUAUCGCCAUCACUGGUGUGGAGAAGAAAGCGAGUGCUGGUUAUGAUCAGCCGUUCACGUUUGAUGUGGCUAUUACUGCCGAAGAGAGCGGCUUCUACAAGCCUCUCAAGGAAGCCUAUCAUAGUAUCCUGCCUCGGCUGGGGGUUGAAGCGAGGGAUGUCCUGUUCGUGGCGGGAAGUGCUGGAGAUGUUGAGGGCGCAACGAACGCGGGUAUGAAGGUUGUUUGGCAUAACAAGAUUGGGUUGACGAAGAGAGGGAACGCGAUUCCGUUGAGAGAGGGCAGGACUUUGAAUGAUGCUCUGAAAGGGUUCUUGUAA
Molecule: messenger RNA, 669 nt
Organism: Fusarium coffeatum
Lineage: Eukaryota; Fungi; Ascomycota; Sordariomycetes; Hypocreales; Nectriaceae
Exons: 1
Coding region: 1-669 (222 amino acids)
Source: RefSeq, a predicted model, not a curated record